UGUACCGUCAAUUUAUCGUAAACAAUUUACCGCGCGACAAUUGACCGUAAACAAUUGAUCGCAAACCAAUUGAUUGCAAUUGCAAUUUACCGCACGAUAAUUGAUCGCAAACUAUAUAGGUUAUUUCAGAGUUAUUUUAAGGCCAAUAUUAUUUUUUCGUAACUUUAUUCGAUCGUUAACGAUCAAGUCUUAUCUAACAUUAUAUUCGUACCCUAUUUUAUCAGUCCGUAUUUUUCCUUAAGUCGUAUAGAAUAUAGAUCACCAUGAAACACUAUGAAAAUAUAUCAGUACUGACACAAUCGUCAAUCGGUAUAUACUAAUAACUUCGUCUAGCUGAAGUACUGUACAUAGAAUAUGGCUUUAGAGUACGUAUUAAGCGAAAAAAAUAAGUAUAUGCUUAUUUAUCAAGGUUUUUUACACGUAAAAGAACGAGAACAUGACAAUAAAACAUACUGGAAAUGUUCUGAAUACAAAAAAAUUCAUUGUAAAGGUCGUUUACACGUAGUAGACGACAAAAUAACUAAAUGUAUUGAACAUAACAAUCACGUUCCAAAUGCAGCAAAAAUCGAAGCGAAAAAAGUUAUUUCAACUUUAAAGAAAAAUGCAUCACAAACAACUCUCAGCACACAUUCAGUUUUAGGAAAUGCAGUUAUGCAGGUGACAAGUGCAGUUUCCGCAGAAAUGUCAAGUGUUAAUACAUUGAAAAGGACAAUUCAACGUGUACGCCAAAAGGAGGAAGCUGCACCAGCUAAUCCAAGUAAUUUUGAAUUUAUUAUACCAGAUAAAUAUAAAUAUAACUCCAAUGGUGAAUUAUUUUUAAAAUUCGAUAGCGGUCCUACUGAAUCACGUAUUUUAAUAUUUACAACUCAACAAAAUUUAGAUUUUAUGAGUGAAUGUAAUAAUUGGUUUUGUGACGGUACAUUUUCAGUGGCACCUCCCAUUUUUGCUCAGUUAUAUACUAUACACGGGGUAUGUUAUUCCAACGUUAUUCCUAGUGUUUAUGUAUUACUGCCAGAUAAAAAAGAAAAAACUUACCGUCACAUGUUUGAAAUUUUAAAAUCACUGAAGUCAAAUUUAAAUCCAAAAAGUAUUAUGAUAGAUUAUGAAAGAGCAGCUUUAAAUGCAAUCGAAACGGAGUUUUGUAAUACCGAGGUAAAAGGUUGUUUCUUUCAUAUGUCGCAAUGCAUUUGGCGUCAUGUCCAAGAAUUGGGCCUACAGACAACUUAUCGAAAUGAUCCAGAGUUUUCAUUACGAAUUCGAAUGCUACCAGCAUUAGCUUUUAUUCCAGAAGUAGAUGUAAUAAAAUGUUAUAAUGCAUUACUAGUUACAAAUUAUUACACAGAUAAUGAAGAUCUACUGGCACCGCUGUUGGAUUAUUUCGAAAAUACAUGGGUAGGAAAAUUAGACAGGAGAGGAAAAAGAAAGCCGCCAAAGUAUGCAAUCACAUUAUGGAACUGUUUUUCGAGAGUAAUUCAAGAUUUGGCUACCACAAAUAAUGCUAUAGAAGGGUGGCACAAUUGUUUCACAUCACUUAUAAAUAGUAUACAUCCUUCAAUUUGGCGAUUUAUAGAUGCAUUAAAAAAAGAAGAGAGCAUUAACAGAUUCAAAAUCGAACAAUAUGUUGGGUGCAACGAGCCACCCAAAAAAAAAAUUUACCGAGAUAGAGCAGCUAAAAUAAAAAAAAUUUGUACCACUUAUAACAAUAAUACAAAUAUUGAAGACUAUCUUCGUGGCAUUGCAUACAAUUUUCAAUUGCAAAUUUAAUAUUUAGUGUUUUUCAUUAUUAUGUACCUACCUUGAUGAUUUAUAAUACUAUAUAUAUAUACUGAACAAUAUUUUUUAAACAUUUUUAAUCUAAGACGAAAAAUAUAUUUUUAACCAUACAUGUAACCAGAAUUGUGCCAAAUUUAUUAAAAUUAAAUAUAUAUUCAAAAUAUUUUUAUAUUACUGAAAAUGUUAUUUUUCGAUCAAUUGAUGUACGGUAAAUUGCAAUUGCGAUCAAUUGGCUUGCGAUCAAUAAUUUGCGGUAAA
This is a messenger RNA of Rhopalosiphum padi (bird cherry-oat aphid), 2031 nucleotides long. RefSeq lists its product as uncharacterized. Bases 355 to 1764 code for a protein of 469 amino acids. NCBI's taxonomy places the organism in Eukaryota, Metazoa, Arthropoda, Insecta, Hemiptera, Aphididae. The transcript is spliced from 2 exons. The record is from RefSeq and is a predicted model, not a curated record.